Molecule: messenger RNA, 576 nt
Organism: Prunus armeniaca (apricot)
Lineage: Eukaryota; Viridiplantae; Streptophyta; Magnoliopsida; Rosales; Rosaceae
Source: the annotation of a GenBank genome assembly
AUGGAAAACCCUAAGAAUAAUGAAGGAGAACAUCUUAAAGGGGAGGAGGCCCGGAGUGGGAAGAAGAUGAUUGUCCUCAAGAUAAUGAUGGGCUCGAAAAUGUCCGUUAAAAUAGUUGCAGCGGUUCAGGCUGCACCGCCCCACAUCCGAUUUCUUCUCGUUGCUCUCCUCCAUGAAACUCUGGACCAUAUUCACCAAGCACAGCGAGCUCAGCUCGAACUCGCCCGACCCACUGCCGUCGUCGAAGCCGUCCUUGUUGAAAUACGGCUCCUCGAUGCCAAUUCCACCGCAGCGAAGCUUCUCAAUACGUUUAUGAAUGGACGCUUGAGCCGAGACUUAGCCACCGGCUUGACCGCCUCGAACCUGGUUGCGUCUUCACGACUCAUGCGAAAAUCGAUUGGUGGGAUUUUCAUUGGGAAAGGCAUGAUCGGUGCGAUCAAAUUCACGGAAAGAAAAAAAAUGUCUCUCUCUCAGAAUCUCCGAUCUUCAAAAACCAGUAUUUUCUCCAUUUCCACCAGGCUAAAGAUUGUUCUUGAGUUUCCUAGUGAAAAAAAUUACACCAAAUUUGAGCUUUAG